AUGAAUGCUCUUAUCUUAUCUAUGAUUAUCUUGAACCUUACUACAUUCUUCUUGUCAAGUGAGAGUCUUAAACCUCAUGACCAGUCAAAACAAAAGCUAUCAAGGCUUAAUUCACCUGCCCAAACCAGAAAAACAAAACCCCCUCAUGUACAAGCUGCAUUAAAACAAGCCCAAGCCCAGACAUUAAAGCAGCCAUCAAACCAGGUUUCACUUACUGGGAUUCGACCAAGAGCAUCUCCAUCUGUUUUAUCAAACUCAUGUCUGGCAUCUGCAUUUAAAAAAUCUCUGACUUCCCAGUCUACAUCCAAGUGCUCAUUACCUUUUCAAGAUACACUAAAGACGUCCACCUCUACCAAAAAGCAUUUUCUAGCUAACAACACUGCACUAAAGCAGCCUCAAUCAAAAUCAACUUCAGAAAAACAAAAUUUAAUCCACAAGUCUGCACCCAAACUGACCUUAGGAGACAAGUCUAAGUCCAAACAGUCAUCUCUCACCGAGACUGGUAUAAAAAGAAAGGAAAUUGAUAAGCCUAAACCAAAACAGUCAAAAGUUACCAAGUCUACACCCAAACAGACAUCGUCUUCACCCAAUACAGGGAAAAGGUCUUCAGUUGCCAAUGCUACACAGAAAUCAACUAUAAAGACAACAAAACGAAAGACUCCCACUGCCAAACCUGUACUUAGACAGACGUCAGCUUCCCAAGGUGCAGCACGGAGCCAUCACGUGCCUAAGUCUAACAGAGCAAACUCUAAAGUUCCUGAGAGUAACACAAGGCGAGUUGCUUCUAAGCGGUCUCCACCAAACAACUUAACAGGCUCCAGGUCUACUACAAGAAUUACUAAGUCCACAGACAAAAAGUCUCAAAGAUGCAAUUAUGAUGGAAACCAGAAUCUACCUUCCAAAAACAAACAAAGGAAGAUGAGACCUUUGUGCUCUGUUAACCGGUCUUCAGGGUAUCCAGCAUUACCACUUACAGGUAAGCAUCGUGUGCGAAAACCUCAUCCACCACCAUCUCGUCCAAUAAAAUCUCAGUCCUCUCGACUUCGACCUCAGACAUCUAAACCUCAUAAGCCUUGUCCACAUCAACCAAAAAAGCCGCCAUCAGAGAUUUCCAUAGAAGCAACUACUGCAUCACACACAGCACCGGCUACUGCUUUUGCAAACAUCGCCAAGACAGCCACUAGAGGAGCUGAUGUUACUACUAGCACGGCUCCAAUUACACCUACUGCAAAAGCCCUUACCACUCUCCCACCUACCAGCACUAACCCCACGUCUCAAGUCACCACCCUGUCUGCUGCUCCCCCCAGCACAGGGCAACAGACAACCACCCUUGAAGGUGAUGUAACGAUGGCUGUAACUGAUACUACCGCUGCUGCCAUUGAUGAAACCAUUUCUGUCAUUGAAACCGCUACUGUUAAAACUGGCACAACUAUUCAAGAAACUGCAGUAACUGUGACUGGCCCCACAGUCACUAUAGUGAGCACCAAGAGUGAAUCUCACACUGUGACCAACCCUGCCACCUCUACAGAGGUCCUUAAAACCACAACAGCUGCUCCAGGAGCGGACACUGCUACCUAG
Rangifer tarandus platyrhynchus (Svalbard reindeer) is the source of this 1578-nucleotide messenger RNA. The record is from the annotation of a GenBank genome assembly. Lineage: Eukaryota; Metazoa; Chordata; Mammalia; Artiodactyla; Cervidae.